Cicer arietinum (chickpea) is the source of this 1614-nucleotide messenger RNA. RefSeq names its product probable ethanolamine kinase. Gene Ontology annotation, biological process: phosphatidylethanolamine biosynthetic process. Lineage: Eukaryota; Viridiplantae; Streptophyta; Magnoliopsida; Fabales; Fabaceae. Gene Ontology annotation, cellular component: cytoplasm. Gene Ontology annotation, molecular function: ethanolamine kinase activity. The record is from RefSeq and is a predicted model, not a curated record.
CCUACGCCACAGGACACCGCUCGAUUCAAAGAAAGCUAGAAAGGGAACAAACACCAUAAAUAUAAAACCAAACAAACUAUACAUUCUUACCACCAAUUCACCAUUCUCCUCUCUUGUACAUCAAGUCUACAACAGUUCCCGUAUCUUUUAUUUUUUAUUUUUGACACAUAGUUUCCGUUUCUUUAAUUUUCCCUCCUCUCAAAACUCUAGCCUUCUUCUUUAAUUGAGGUUAGAUUCAAUAGCAUUAAUAAUGGGUGCAACGGAUAAGAUCUGGAAUCCCGUACAAGUCGCAGAACAAGCUCGUAAUGACUACGCCUCGGAGAUUUUUCCAUCUCGUCUUUCCAUUGAUCCCUCUCUCUCCCUUUCUCAAAUGACACCUCUCGUCAUUAAUUUGUGCAAGGACAUGUUCAAGGCCUGGUCAAAAUUAGACGAUUCUUGCUUUCAUAUUGAGAAAAUUUCUGGAGGCAUAACAAAUUUGUUACUGAAGGUUUCAGUUAAACAAGGGAAUUCUAUUGAUGAUAUUAUAACCAUCAGAUUGUAUGGACCGAACACCGAGUUCAUCAUUGAUCGCCACAGAGAAUUGCAGGCCAUCAAAUACAUCACUGCUGCAGGAUUUGGUGCUACGUGGCUUGGAAUAUUUGGAAAUGGCAUGGUGCAAUCUUUUAUUAAUGCGUAUACUCUUACUCCAUCAGAUAUGCGGGACCCAAAACUUGCUGCUAAAAUAGCCAAACAACUUCGAAGAUUUCAUCAUGUGGAAAUUCCAGGUUCUAAGGAACCUCAAUUAUGGAAUGAUAUCCGGAAGUUUUUUGAGAAAGCAUGCAAUCUAAAAUUUGAUGAUACUGAAAAGCAAAAGACUUACGAGGCAAUUUCAUUCACGGAACUUCAUGAUGAAAUUUAUAAGCUCCAGCUGUUGUGUGAUCGUCUCAAAUCUCCUGUAAUUUUUGCUCACAAUGACUUGCUUUCUGGAAACAUAAUGAUUAAUCAUGAAGAAGAUAAACUUUACUUCAUUGAUUAUGAAUAUGCAUCAUACAACUACAGAGGCUUUGAUAUAGGGAACCACUUUGCAGAAUAUGCUGGUUUUGAUUGUGAUUUCUCCUUGUACCCAAAUAGGAAUGAACAGUUUCAUUUCUUCAGGCAUUACUUACAGCCUGAAAGACCUCAAGAGGUGCCUCAGAAGGAUCUUGAAGCUUUGUAUAUUGAGGCAAAUACAUAUGCACUGGCUUCACACCUUUUCUGGGCUUUGUGGGGGCUAAUUCAGGCAAAGAUGUCCCCGAUAGAUUUCGAUUAUCUUGGUUACUUUUUCAAACGAUACAAGGAGUAUAAAAGGCAGAAAGACCAGGUUGAAUCACUGGCAAUAUCGUAACUUGCAGAAUGCGAUUAGUAGAUAUAGAUUCUACUUCAUCAAUCACUCCUAGAUUCUACCCUGAUUCAUGUAGUUAAAUGUUUGUGUAAAAUAUCUUUUGUAGACGCUCAUUACAUAAAGGCAAGUUUAGGCAUUUAGUUUGUGCUUUGCUAGCUCCUUAUAUUGUAAUUCUGAAAUUUUGGCUUUCAAAUGGAUCUAUCAUUCUUUUUCCUGUAUUGUGACGUUUCAAAUUUUGAUCUCCUAACUUUUCA